UACUUGCCUUAAUUUUGCCUUCACUUUCAAUCUUCCUGCUGUAGACGCCUAGCAAUUGCGGAAACUCCCUCUUCUUCCUCCUCCCCCCUCACCCGAGCAGGUUCAACUACACCUGAGACGCCAAAUUGUAACUUGUCUUAAUUUAUUUUAAACCUCCACCGGCGGGGAGACAGAAAUUGACGAAAAACUCACCCUGGCAACGUAUAAAGUUUUAUUUUGACGUCCUUUUCACCCCAGGUUGACAAUACACGAAGUCGUCUUUGUUUUAGCCGCCAGAGGUUAGCCACUUCCGGGAAGAAGGGGAAAAAAAACUUCACAGAACAUGAAAACGUGGAGGUGACGCGGUCGGACCGUUAUUGCACACCGACCAUCUGACGGGAUUUGCCUUACACAAAGACACCUUUUGAGGGAUUUAAGAGGGACAAUGUCUACAAUUGAAAGCAAAACUGCGAGUCUCUCCUGGACCAGGGUGUGCAAAGAGUGCGGGCAGCAACAUGAGGGCCAGGAAAGCCACCUGUAUGAGUACCUCGAUGACGUGGACGACGAACUGGUGUGCCACAUCUGUCUGCAGCCUCUCAUCAGACCCAUGGACACUCCCUGCGGACACACCUACUGCUUUGACUGUCUGGGCAGCUUCUUGAAGGAUAAGGACUUCUGCCCCGUGGAUCGCCAGAGGCUGCAGCUUCACCAAUGUCGACCUUCCACCCUGUUGGUCCGGAACCUGCUGGACAAGCUGGCUGUGAUGUGUCCUUACAAUACAGAGUGCCAGCAACAGAUGCAACGCUGUGAACUUCAGGCUCAUCUGCACAAUAGAUGUCUCGUAUUUAGGAGACUACGGGAAGAAAGUGAGAAGAGGAAGAAGCCCUCGUGGAACGAACUGAAGGGACGCAAAGGCGAAAGCGAGCUGUCUGCUGAUGCUAAACACUCGGAUACGCCGCCACGCUGUGCCACCAGAGACCUACCCGAUCCUGGACUCAUCAACCCUGCCUAUGAAGAAAGCGAGGAUGACAACACGCCAUUGCGCUCCAGCCUGGUGGCAGAGUCUAACGUGGUGGAGCUUUUCAGAGAGGAAGCGGAUGAAGAGCUGGGCCUGCGCAUUGUGGGCGGCAAAGACACUCCGUUAGGCAAUAUCGUCAUCCAGGAGAUUCUACGUGAUUCGCAAGUGGCUCGUGACGGCCGACUGGCACCGGGAGACCACAUCUUAGAGGUCAAUGACAUCAGCCUGGCGUCCAUCCCUCACGCUCGGGCAGUGGCCGUGCUGCGCCAACCUUCCCUAGUCAGGCUCACUGUCAUGCAGGAAAAGGGUUUCAAACCAAGGGAGGGGCGCUCCGAUCAGGCCGGCGGCGCUCACGGCAAUGUGGCCUCCACUCAUAAUCCUGGGACGGUACUGCAGGUGACGCUGACCAAGAGUCAGCGCUCAGAGCCACUAGGCAUAAAACUCAUACGCAAAUCAGAGGAGAGUGGCGUCUUCAUCCUGGACCUGCUGUCCGGAGGCCUAGCGGCCAAAGACGGUAAACUGAAGAACAGUGACAAAGUGUUGGCCAUCAAUGGACAUGACCUGAGGCACGGUACGCCAGAGAGUGCUGCUCAAAUCAUACAGGCUAGCGAGGUGCGCGUCAACUUUGUAGUCCUGAGGUCAGAGACGCAGGACGAAAGCGGACCACAAGGCCGAGCGACCAGGAAGGCGCCGGAGCCACAGUACUUCAAGCGACGCUCCACCUUCAUGAAGGACCCUCCUGGUGGCUUUUCCAGCCAGGAGAAGACUGUGAGCCUGAAGAAGGACCCUCGCCUUUCCCUGGGAAUCACCAUUGCCGGCGGGAGGGACUGUCGCAGCCGCCUGCCUGUCUACAUCACGACCGUGCAGCCCGUUGGAUGCCUGCAUCGAGAUGGCACUAUCAAACGAGGUGAUGUUCUACUGAGCAUCAACGGGGUGGACCUGACCCAGUUGACGUACAGCGAGGCUGUUUCUGCGCUGAAGGCGCAAGCCGCUCAGCCACAGGUGGCGCUACGUGUCAUCCAGACCAUUUCGGAAGACACGCAGGAAGACGCAGAGGGUGGAGGGGACGACAGGACGGACAGUACAGAAGAUACGCGUGAAGAUGCUUUCAACUGGACGCCGUUGUGGACAAGGUGGCUGGGUUUACCGAGCCACAUGCACUGGUGCCGGGACAUCGUCCUGCAGAAGAACAACAACGAGAGCUGGGGCUUCAGUAUCGUUGGCGGCUACGAGGAGAGUCACGGCCAGCUGCCCUUCUUCAUCAAGACCAUCGUGCCCGGCACACCCGCUCACUUCGACGGCCGCCUUAAGUGCGGCGACGAGAUCGUGGCGGUGAAUGGAGCCACCACGGUGGGCAUGAACAACUCGUCGCUCAUCCCCAUGCUCAAGCUGCAGAAGAAUAAAGUGACGCUGACAGUGGUGUCCUGGCCCGGCAGUCUGGUCUAGACAUGCACGCUCUGUCGCCAGACUCACUAAUUAGGAAGCGGUCUGCACACGCAGCAGGUAAUCCCGCAACACGCGUGGCGGUGAGCAUUCUUCAAUACAGGGUGUCCCAACAAAAUGUACUAAAUAUCUUGACUCUGUAUAUUUGCACUUCAAUAGUCGCAAAUUGAUCAGAUUUUUUUUUUUUUUUUAACCUGGAAUCAUCUAUCAGAGAUUAUCCACAGUUGGGCUCACUCCCGAUUUGUUAGGGAAUGUGUUCAUGUUAAAGAAAAUAACAUUCAAUUAAAGAAAAGUUGGACUUUCUGGUGGAAUUACAGUAGGGUUGUAAAGCACAAAUAAACUUGAUUUGUCUAUAUAACAAAGAGUUGAUUUACAAAAUUGACUGCAAAGCAGAUCACAAAAGAGGAACAGGAAGAGUCUUAGAAAGGUAUACACCGUAUUUUUCGGACUUGUAAAUAACUUCAUUUCAUUUGGCUGGUUCUGCGACAUAUACUCAGGUGCAAAUUUAUAUAUAUAAUUAUAAUAUUGAAAUAUGUUAUUUGACAUGUUCUCAUGACAAAGGAGUAAACAUUACCUACAGUAACGUAUUGUGUAGUGUUGCUUAUGCGUCAAGGAUCUGAGUAACAGUUGAUGUGUUACAUUAACAUACUGCUUCUUUUUCUGUUAUUAGUAUAACGCACAUUUAAAUAUGAAAUGUGUGUACUUAGUCUAGUUUUGAUACAGUCCACUUCCCAAAAAAACGAGUCUAGUAAGACAUGUUUUUUUUACUUUUUCAUUCUUUUUUUUUUUUUAAUUGGUGCGUCUGAUGCUAGAGCAAAUUACAAUAUGAAAAAUACGGUAAGUGGAAAUGUACUGGUGGACUGGUUCAAAUACUUCUGAUAUUUACCAUUGAGCUACAAGUGCUUAGAUACUGUGAAUGAACACUCAUGUGAAACAUUUAAAGCCAUGUGUCUCAUUUUUGUACGAUGCUUUUGUGACAUUUGUGGCAAAUAAAUGAACACAAAAUAAUAAGCUUCUGUAGCGGUUGCAGUGAAUCUUAGGUUUAGCUUUAAAUUUCACACAAAGUAUUACCAAUAAAUACUAGAGGUGCAGCUGUACAUUGAUUGCUUAAGCAACAAUCAUAAUGCAAAACAUCUGAUUACAUGGUCAUCUAUUAGAUAUAUGUUUUGAUAUUUGUUCAAAAGAAUGUUUUUCAUUCAAAUGGCUGAAAUUAUUCAGUUACAAAAUGGUCUAAAAUGUCAGUCAAAUUUUUUGUUUUUGGUGAAAUGUAAAUGAUUGUGUUAAAUGUGUACGUAAGAUCGUAUUAAAUCGACUGGAGGCCCUUGAAUCCCUUGAGGGGUUUUUAAUAUUGGCUCUUAUCCCUGACCAAAUAAUCAAUAUCACGUAGUAUCAUCAUGAAAUUGGUGAUUCCUACCACUUUGGUGGCAUUUUCCUACUCUUUGUAGCACUUGAUAACCUGUUCUUCUGUACAUUUGCAAGUAUUGCUACGAAUUUGCACCAAGCAUAUAAUUUUUUUUGUGGGGACAUCCUGUUUGUAUGCCACAAUUAGGGGUGGAAUUAUGACAGCAAAUGAAUGUCCAUCAACUGGAAGACUUAUUCGACUGGAAGAAUUAUUCGGAAGAAUUUUUUUCCACCCCGUGUCCUUUUUGGGACAAUGAAUGGACAGGCUGUCGUGAUGAAGGUAUCAUGCUGGCUGCUUGUGACCAAAUCACAAUGAUGCCUGACUGUAAAGACCAAAGUGUCCUUUGUCUGCUUUUACUGCACUUUUUUAAGAGAGGGAGGGGGCAGCAGGAGCCACUAUGGGGGUCUUGACUUCUAAAAUUCCUUACAAUGCAGUUCCCCAUUCAACAGUCAUCACAUGUACACGUUUGUAAUUUCAUGCCAUCAGAAUUACAUUGUUUCCAAUUUUGUGUACAAGCCGUUGUAUUUAUUCACAUUUAUGGGAGCACCUCAAUAAAGUAGAAAAUGAGUUCACAUCAUAUUGAUUCAGAUAGAUAUAAUUAAAAUGACAUACUUUUCAUCACAUUUUUAUCAAUUAUUUAGCAAUCUAUCAGCCAUAGUGAGGAACACUCAGUCAAAAAACAGGUGUUAUAAGUCACCAUAUGGCACAAAAUCAUGGUGUAUGCCCAGAACGGUUAAUGGAAAUGAAUGAGAAGGAUGAACACGAAUCGUGACUGCUAUUACAUUGAGAAAGAAUUCGCAUCUAACAAUUGUUAUUGUAGUAUAAAAUGGCCUAAAUUGCGAUAGUGCUAGGCAAUAUGGAAAUAAAUCCUAACUUAUUCUGAAUUUGACUUCAUUGAGAGUUCUAGCUCAAAAUCUCCAUCUUAGGAAAUUAUUUUAUAUAGCACACACACUACAGCCGAAGCAUUUGGACACAUGUUCUCAUUUGUGUGUUUCGUUUUCAUGACUAUUUACAUUGUAUUCUCAUUCAAAGUAUCAAAACUAUGAAUGAACAUGUGGAAUUAUGUACUAAGCAAAAAUAGUGAAAUAACUCAAAACGUUAUAUUCUAGUUUUUUUCAAAGUAGCCACCCUUUGCACUGAUUACUUUUUUGCACACUGCGGGCAUUCUCUCGAUGAGUUUCAAGAGGUAGUCACCUGAAAUGGUUUUCAUUUCACAGAUAUUUCUUAUCGGGGUUAAUGAGAGAAAUUUCUUGCUCAGUCAAUCGGGUGUGUACCAUCAUUUGUAUUGCAUUGAAUGAGGUGUGUCUGCAUUUAUUAACUAUUAUCUAGCAAUAUCUAUCAAUCCAGUUUAUAUUAUGAUUUUGUGAGUGUUCAGAAACGACUAGGCAAGUUUGUCGAAGGUUACUCUUUGGCUGCCAUUGAAAGAGAAGCGUCCAAUUCAUUUUGACUAGUUUGUCAAGCACAGGUGAAAAGGCCAGACUAGAUCUGUCACAUUUAAUUGUCUGUUGCCAUCAAUGGCAGCUAAAAGUGUAAUUUAUAAAUUAGUCUGAUUGAAUUAUGAGAGGCAAACAAUUAAAACAUAAGUAAUGUUUAAACGCUCAGCAAAUCUGACAGUCCAGAAUUGUCCAACAUACUGUACAGCCUGACCCCUGGUGGACAGCAUCCACUAAAAGCACCAUGCGCAUGCUGCGUUCACUGUCAAAUGAGCAGAAAGUGUUUUAUAAUGUGUUGAUUAUCAUAAAAUGUAGUUAGUUUUAUAUGACACUAAAUGUUUCACUUUCUUAUCUUGACGCUUGCUGACGGACGGGGGUUGUCGCGCAGGCCAGACGACGCAAAGACAAUCAGACAAAGGGCCGUAAAAGUGACUGUGGAUCAACUGCUUCACUGACUGAGGUCCGGCGACCAGUCACGCUACUAGUACUUAACUUUUACGCCGCGAGCCGUCUUGUUAAAGUUAACGAUUGCUUCGCCGCGAUUAGCCUAACAAGAUUUGGUCCAGGUGCGCCAGCAGUAAGGUUUUGUAAAGCACAGAGAAUUGACAACCAAUGAAAAGUCCAAAGAUAUUUUAUUUGCUUUUUUUGUGUGUACUGGGGUUGUGUUUGGGUCAUGUCGUCAGACUGUGAGAAGAAAUGGUAACAUGACAAAAUUUCAGCCUGUAGGCCUGUAGCUCAACUACAGGAGAGGCACUCUAGUUAUGGGGAAUGAAAGUACAAAGGUUUUGAAAUAAUUAGGUGUCAAACCCACUUUUAACUCUUUGGCUGGCAUUUACGGCAGUAGACAUCCAAUCCAUUUGAACUGGGAGACUUGGCAGCGAAUGAAAAUUAGCUGAAAGCUCUCCUAGUUUAAAUGAAUUUGACAUCUUCUAAUGACAAACUGAUUUUAAUUUAGAGCAAGAGGGUGAAAGAAGUCGCAUGAUUGGACAUCCUUCAUUAAUGGCACCGAAAGAGUCAAGGAGAUUGAAUUUAAAACCAGAUGUCACUGAGUACACUUUGUUUACAUCUAUUGUCCAGUUUGCUAUAAGAAGGAAUUUGGUGAAAAUAAAUGACAGUUUCAGAGAAAUUCUCAAUAUUCGGAAAGGUUUCUGCAUUAAUGAAAACAAAUCAAUUGGCUUUUAUGGAAAUGUCCCCUCGCUUUGAGUUUGACACCUGUGAACUUAACAAAAAAAUGAGACAAGGUUCUUAACUUCCUUGUUGGCAAACAUGACCGCUUCAACACUGGCGUAUAUUAAACUCUAUACUGUAUAUGGCUUACAAGGUAAACAGGUCCAUACAAACUAGAAAAAUUGGCAACAACAACUAACAAACAGCUUACAGUAUAUGUAAACAAGACAUUUGAUGUUAACAGUAUGUUUUCCAGAGGGAAACUAACUUGCUUAAACGUGGAUUGAAACAACUAAAACCAGCGAAGCGUUGAAUAAACCUUCAAUUUACCAAAAAAAAAAAAAAUUAAGGCUGUAACAUCCUCCGCUGGGGGGUGUAAAUGCACUUUCACGAGUAAACCCUCCCCCAAUAUGAAACGGGAGUGCAACAGGGAGGGGCUUCAUGUCUUUUUGGCUGUGCAAAAUGCGCUCAAAAGCAAAGUGACAGUGUGGCAAAAGUUCCACAUACAGCUGCUCGGGGGUCAAGGGUCGUCGUUGAAUUUUUUUCAUUCCGACAAGGCACUGAAGAGGAAAACGGGGAUGCGGCCUGUGGCCUCAGUCCGGUCGUAGUAUGGGAUACUUGGGUAAGAGUUCUAUAAGAAU
Corythoichthys intestinalis (scribbled pipefish) is the source of this 7083-nucleotide messenger RNA. RefSeq names its product ligand of numb-protein X 2b (gene lnx2b). Bases 425 to 2443 code for a protein of 672 amino acids. The transcript has 10 exons. Lineage: Eukaryota; Metazoa; Chordata; Actinopteri; Syngnathiformes; Syngnathidae. Gene Ontology annotation, molecular function: protein binding; metal ion binding; ubiquitin-protein transferase activity. The record is from RefSeq and is a predicted model, not a curated record.